AUGGAGGAUGCGGGCAAACCAAAAGACAACUCGCCUGAUGCCAACCCCAACCCACCAGAUAAAUCACAGCUCACACCGAAAGAUAUCAAGGCAAUGUUGUCGGGGGCACCUCACUUCCUUCUAGAGAAAGGCAAGCAUGGUCGAUGGUAUCCCCAGGUGAUCUUCCCCUGGGAUGAGCAGAACCCAAUAAUCCAACAUAUGUGGGAUCGCAAGGCCUUACCACAUGCAUCCUUCACUCUGAGCACACUCCACGCCCAUCUGCCAGUCCCAGAUGACUGGGUCGUCAAAGGCGGCGUUCCGAUUCAAGUAUCUGACUGGCGCCGCCGAACAAACGCUGUAAACAGAGCAACGUUUGACGUCGGGAUCUUCGAAGUACCCAAUAUGCUAUCCCACAACGGCAAAGAACCCGGCACCGUCGGUUUCCGGCACUUCCUUGAAUUAUCGGUAGCUGAUGCGCUCCGGUACACUGGCCCCGAGAAGCCAAUCAACCCUCCAUCUUUCCAGCAAAUCUCAACCAUGGCGGCGACGGCGGCAUUCGAUUUAAUGGAGGGAUAUAACAAACCGUAUUCGCAAUGUCAGAGCGGUGCCGUGUACGAUCGUCAUAGACUAAUUUGUGAAGGCCCCGAGGCCUGGAAGCGCAUUGGUGUACGAGAUGUCAACCUUCGAUAUCUCGUGCAACGCUUAGAACAUAUGCGCAAACUCCGUCAUGAGAUUCUCUCGGAGGGAUCGACGAAGACAAUUCUGGAUGUUGAAAGUCCGCGCAAGAUGCACGAUAAUUUACACUCGCAUUUCCUUUACCCUCACCCUCCACACGAGAUGUUAGAACAUAAUCCGCAAAGCGUCAAAUCCCAGAUCAAAACUCUGUCAAUCGUCCUGGCCACCCCAGGAGCAUGGAUCAAUUUCAGUCUCCCCGAAUGGCGCUUUCGGGCUGGACAGGUCCUAUGGGAGGCAUCCCCGCAUUGCGACGGGGACUGUCUGGACUCCGAGUCAAAUGACGAGAAAGUGCCACGGGAUAUUUUGAUCAGGUCCGGGAUGGAGCGAAAGUGGUUGUUGAUCCAGAUGCUCCUCUCUGCUGAGUUGCUUCUUCGCUUGGAUGCGUUCGUUCGAGUUGGCAUGUUGCACGAUCCGCACGGUGGUCAUAUCACAAUACCGGAGCUUCGACAAUUCGAGAAACUGCGAGAAGGGAAGCUGAAUUGGGAUCUGAUUGUUGUGCGCCGAUUCCUCAACAGUCUUGAUAUCACUUGUCCGCCGCCACCAUCAGGGCCAUCUAAUGGUGGCUCACGUGAGAAGAGUCGUCGUUUUUCGUUGCUUGAUAGCAUCACUCGGCGUAGCAGCUCGCCUCCUGUUCCGGAUCUGCAGUCUGCCUGGGACUGUGAAGUGAGUUCUUCACACGUUCGACUGCAGCUGGAGGGACUGUAUGUCUUCGCAGAAAACAUCGGGUGGCCAAGAUUGGAUGCACUGAAAGCUACCAUGGAGCUCAAACUUGGAGACCCUAACAAUCCGACCCUACCACCCUUAGUCGUCGAUAACAGGUGGGGACGGGAAAAAAUAUCCAAGGAGAUGUUACUGGCCAAGGAGGAUAUGUACACACGAAACCCCUGCCGCCGACGCAUCAAGCUUCAUAGCUCUGGCGAUCCCCAGUCUAAAACUUUAGGCUGGAUCUCACGAUCCUGGCUCUCCGGGUUCGUGGUACCCGGAGAGGGGAUCAGCCAUCUUCUCAUGGCGACUCUCCUUGAGAAUGACGCAGAUGCACUUGCCCAACUAGGCUCAAUUGCUAACUUCUAUGGCGCGUUCGUUUACGGCGAAAGGAGCUGGUGGAGCAAAGCAUGUGUUGUUGGACGUGUCUUGUCUUGUUCAGCGGGAGCUAAGACAUGCAUGGGGUGGAUCAGCAGCGACAUGAUCCCCCGGGAUGUUCAUACGGGGGAAAUAUUCAAGCCUGGAUGGCUUGAAUUCGCAGUUGAAGAGGUUCCGCAGAUCUCGAGCAGGCCUCGAAUCAAGCAUGGAGCCAAGCUUUCCAUAGAAUCAACACCGCUAGGCAUGGGAGAUAUCACAGCAGAGGACUUUACACUCCCAACAGAGAAUCCAGAGCCAAGUGCAACAGAUGUCAAGAUCGAAGCUUUGACUCUAUCUGUCGAUGAUUACAGACCUCCCAACGGGAACGGCAUUACACCCGCUGAGGCAUCCAUGUCGUUCUCGAUCAGAGAUAGUGCUGGGGUUUCAACUACGGUUUGUUUCCCCCUCAGGUGGAAUGUGCGCUUUAUCUCCGCCCAUGAAUGCUGUCCACCGUUGGGGGUCGCCUCUCGCAAGUCCGACCGCGAGAAUAAUGAAACCAAACAGCCUACGAGACCUGUGUCCAGGUAUACACGUCUACCAGGCCAUCCUCUGCACAACUCAUAUCGAUACAAGUAUGUGUCGUUGGAGUCCCUUUCCAACACCCCGGUACCGCAAUUGCCAUCAUCGCCACGCGGAGAGACAUCUCAAGCGCCAGAGAUUAUUGUCAUCGACGCGCGGGGCACCCGAGACAGGGAAACAUUCGCUCGGGCGUGGUGUGCUGCUGUCGGGUGCCAUGCGAUCAUAAGUCGCUCCGGGGGAACUCGUGUGACAUGUUGUGUCGCGUGUUCAAUCAGGCAAGCUCGAGCCAUUGACGCCGUGGUUGUGGUACGAGUGAGCGAAUGA
Molecule: messenger RNA, 2676 nt
Organism: Penicillium concentricum
Lineage: Eukaryota; Fungi; Ascomycota; Eurotiomycetes; Eurotiales; Aspergillaceae
Exons: 1
Coding region: 1-2676 (891 amino acids)
Source: RefSeq, a predicted model, not a curated record